GCCGCCAAUUCAGGAAAUGAUAAACGAUAAAACGGAUCAAAACAUGAUUUCUUUCGAAAAUUUCAGCUGGAUUGUACCAAAAAGUUUUCGAGAGCAUGUACUAUUCGACAAUCAUGGGAGAGACUUUGAUUGUGAUAACAACCUACAUGAUUGUCGGAAAGAGACUCUGGAGGGUGAUCGAUCGGAUAGGAUCAGAUACUUUCGGAUUGCCACAGGCCCUUGUCACCAAGCAGAAAAAUAUCAACAUAAUGGUGUGCAUAAUUUUCUGCUCAGUGUUCACCUCAGAUAGCCUACUGUCGAUCUAUUACUUAGCAACUGAUAAAUUUUGUGAGGCCAGGCAAAUUCUAAAUGAUACAAGGUACAGAUGCGGCUAUCAUACAGCUGUCUGGUACCCAUUCGAAGAGGAUAAAUACUUCAAAGACUGGAUAUUGAAGUUGUGGUUCGAUGCGGGACAAUCCUUCAUAUUUCCGAUGUACACUGCAACAUUGACUUUCCUGGUGGGAAUUUUGAAAUUAAUUCCCGAGAGGCUGAAGGAUUUAAGGAACAGAGUUGAGCAAAUUGGUCAUGAGAAUCUACAGGGACUUGAGGAGGAAAUCAAGUACAUCGCGAAAUAUUAUAUUGAAAUACUAGAGUGAGUACCUAUCCGACAAUUUCAAGGAAAUUUUCAAAUGGAAUUCUAUUGAUAUUUUGAAAGGGACAUUCCUGAAACCAACAAUUUUUUCUUCUUAUCAAAAUGAAUGAAGCUCUUUAUGUUUAGGUGUAGCAAAGAAAUGAAUGAGUCGCUCGGUUAUAUCUUCACUUCCGGUUACACAAGUGCAUCUUUCUCAUUGUCGAUGGCUGGAUAUAUUAUUAUUGUGCGACGCCGAUAUAGUGAAACUCUUUUCCUAGUAGGCUCAUACGCGCUGCAGAUGGUUUUGUGUCGUUAUGGACAAAACUGGGAGGAUGAGCACGAGAAACUAGAGAGAUCUUUAAACAAGCUGCCAUGGUACAAGAUGACUCCGAAAAUGAGAAAGAACUAUCAUAUUCUUCUUGGAACUGUUAAGAUUCCCAUUCAAGUUCUUGCUCAGCCUUUUGUUAUCAUCAAUAACAACUUAUUGCUUGCUGUAACCCGCACGGCUUAUAGUGUUUUGACGUUCAUGUCGAACACAACCAAUUAACAACUUUCAGAUAUUUCUUAAUUGAUGCUUUCCUGAUAUUUCUGACGAUGACCUGUUUAAUGUCGAGUUGUUUCAAUCAUCAUUAGACGAUGAAAAUAGCUCAAAUUGAAAUACUCUC
Messenger RNA from Coccinella septempunctata (seven-spotted ladybird), 1275 nucleotides. RefSeq lists its product as uncharacterized. Gene Ontology annotation, molecular function: odorant binding; olfactory receptor activity. NCBI's taxonomy places the organism in Eukaryota, Metazoa, Arthropoda, Insecta, Coleoptera, Coccinellidae. The transcript has 4 exons. The coding region runs from base 738 to 1157 and encodes 139 amino acids. The record is from RefSeq and is a predicted model, not a curated record. Gene Ontology annotation, biological process: detection of chemical stimulus involved in sensory perception of smell; sensory perception of smell. Gene Ontology annotation, cellular component: plasma membrane.